GGCGAACGCAUUCGCACAGCAGCCGGCACAACGACUAAAACGUCGACACAGAGCCAACCUACACAACACACAAAACAACAACAAACACCAAACAAUCAGCAUCGAGCAGCAAGCAUCAAGAUCGCCUGAUGUCACAGCAAGCGGCAGCGACAGCAGCGCCUCGACGAAGACAAGCGUUGAUACGUGUGUGAGAUGCUUUUGAUCGACUUUAAAACAAACGUUACUCGACUUGAUGCUAAAUUAGUUUGGCUCUAAAUUUCAAUUGCGGCUAUUCUAACAUUUUAUAAGCUCGAUUCAGCUGUGACAGUCAUUGUUGUUAUUGUUAUUGUUUUAUUUAUAUUUGAUUUCAUGUUAUAUACCUGUUAUUGCUGUUGUUGUUGUGCGUUUUUUCGUUUUCGUCUUUUUUUAUGAGUAGAUGCUCUUAUUUGCGUAUUUUAUUGUACACGUCUUCAAAUUCGUCCGGCUAUUUUGGGACAAAAGUUAGAAAACUUCUUUCUUCUUCCAUGAAACUCGCAUUGUUGAUGCGCGGUGUGUGAGUAGCCGCUAUUGUUUGUGUAUGACCAUUUAGUAGUAUAUAAAGCUAUUGCGCAGCGCAUUUGGUUGCGCAGUUGUCGGCUUUGAACAGUCCCGAAAAAACGUUUGCACCGAUUUCGAGUACUGGUAGACAGGUCGACAGACAGGCCGAAACGCGAACCACUGAGUAAAAGACACAAGACUUAAGCGACAAACUUCAUUGAAAAGUCAUAAAUCAAAGCUCGAACUAAACUACAUAGAGCUUGUCGAGAGUACUGAGACCAUCGUUUGCCGUAAAAUGAUACGCUUUUGUGUGUUGCUAUUGGCGUUGCUGUGCGCUGGCGCAUGCGUGAUUAACGCCAGCCCUGUGCCAGAUUCCACACCCGCACCCGCACCAACAACAACAACCACACAGGCACACAGCGAUGUCGAUGUGCAGCUCGUUAACUAUUCCAAUGAUAAUAUCGGCGCUAAUGGCUAUAAUUUUGCCUUCGAGACCAGCGAUGGCGUGUCACGCAAGGAAACCGCUACCGUGAAACAUGCCGGCGCCAUUUCGGUCGAGGGCACCGUCAGCUGGACCGGUCCGGAUGGUGUGCAAUAUACACUCAAUUAUGUGGCGGAUGAGCAUGGUUUCCAGCCACAAGGCACACAUUUGCCGGUGGGUCCGGAGCCGGCGUCUUAAGUAUUGCUUUGUUUGCUUUUAGGUUAUGGCGUGUAUUGUGAUGUUAAAUUUUAGUUCAAUUGUAUUUUCUAAGCUCUAAUGUAGCGAUUGUUUGCAUGAGCUACUACAAGUACGAGUAUAUGUGGAUGUCUAGUCGUUGUUGAUAAUGUUAAUAAAUAGCGCUGCAUCGUA
This is a messenger RNA of Zeugodacus cucurbitae (melon fly), 1366 nucleotides long. Its product is annotated as endocuticle structural protein SgAbd-6. Gene Ontology annotation, molecular function: structural constituent of chitin-based larval cuticle. The record is from RefSeq and is a predicted model, not a curated record. The transcript is spliced from 2 exons. Gene Ontology annotation, cellular component: chitin-based extracellular matrix. The coding region runs from base 812 to 1195 and encodes 127 amino acids. Lineage: Eukaryota; Metazoa; Arthropoda; Insecta; Diptera; Tephritidae.